Messenger RNA from Cylicocyclus nassatus, 618 nucleotides. NCBI's taxonomy places the organism in Eukaryota, Metazoa, Nematoda, Chromadorea, Rhabditida, Strongylidae. The record is from the annotation of a GenBank genome assembly.
AUGUAUCCCACGGAACCGCGUGUUGAAUAUUGCAUCGAACUCCAAGAUGAACAAGGACAAGUGGUGUGGAUGCCCAUACCCAAUCCAUUUGAAGAACAUCGCCAAGAGGAAGAAUCCAAUACUCCUUCAUCAGAACCCAUAUCCGCGCCAAAUGCUAAUUCUGAAGGUCGUCCGCAAGAAAAUACCAGAAGAGCAACCACGGAACCUUCAUCACCUCUUUUCGGCGCCGGCGCUCGUCCAGAGGAAGGAAAAGAUCUAUGGUUCUAUCAUCUCAAACGACGUGCUCACGAAAAGGGCGAACGUGUGCUUGAACCCCUUCCGGCAUACUCUAGCAUUGAUGAACGUCUAAUACCUGGAAACGACCCGAGAGUCGGAUGCAUUGUGUGCGGAAAUAGCACGCACAGAACAUUCUGCUGCGACGCCGACGUACCUUUCUGGCAACGUCUAAGACUUGUACUUGAAUACCAACUAUGUAGAAGAUGUGCUGAACCCCAUGAAGGAGUCACCUGUCCAUCAACACUGCGAUGUUCCAAAUGCUGGCGCCGUGAUGAUCAUCCAACUUUCCUUUGUAGAUCCACACGUAGGAUUGAUCAGUGGUCUGAUGAUGAAUCUGAUUAA